ACAGGUCCUCCCUGGUCCCAUUCCCUUACGGGAUUAACCGGAAAGCGAUCGAUUCGGUGGAUCAAAUCGAUCAGCAAGCCAAACGCGACGCGGUAAAUGACCGACUAGUCCUCCACACGACUGACAGCGUGUCCGUAUCAGGCCUACCAAAGACGGCGGGAAAACCACACUAAGUCAGAUCGCCAACGAUGGACUUUGUGAAGACGUCGGUGUACCUCUGCCUCGCUUUGUGCUCAGCACGGGCUCUCUUCCAACGCACACACACAGACAACAUCCUCUUCGCGCGUUCAGCCCUCAGGCUGCUAGACCCGCCCACCAGGUUCGAGCCAUGUUGUCUGAUGUCGCCGCCUCCACCUCCGCUGUUCCCUCCGCCUCCCAUGUUGUGGAAGCAUGGGAACCCUGGUGACAAUGGCCUCCUAGUGCCAGGUAUUGGUAAGGGACCGGGCCAUGAAGGACCCACAGCGGUGGUCCCUGGUUGUGCUGCCGGACCACCAGGCCCACCAGGUCCGGAGGGCCACAGUGGACUGCCCGGCAUCAGAGGACCCAAAGGAGACAAGGGGGAGAUUGGUCGUCCCGGGUUAAAGGGUCGCACUGGGGCCCCUGGGCUCCCUGGGAAACCUGGUGUGCAGGGACGGCUCGGUGUUCCGGGGCCCGAAGGACAGAAGGGCGACCCAGGACUCAUGGGCUUACCUGGACCUAGAGGACCAGCAGGGCUUAAGGGAUUCCCCGGUUCCAAUGGAGAGAGGGGGGCGCGGGGGACCCCUGGAGCAAUGGGACCUAAAGGGGACAAAGGGUCCGUUGGAUUGACUGGGAUGCUGGGACAGAAGGGUGAGAUGGGGACUAAGGGGGAGGAAGGUGUCCCAGGAAGGAGAGGGCCUACCGGACGACCCGGAAAGAGAGGAAAACAGGGCACCAAGGGCCAUGCGGGGGCCCCGGGCCGUUUGGGGCCCCCAGGCCCACAGGGCCCUCUGGGCCGUCCAGGCCCCCCCGGUCCACCUGCCUCAGCGCUCUACGUGGUGGGGGAGAAGGGAGACUCGGGGCCCCCCGGCCCCCCGGCUGUCUGUCGCUGUGACCCCGCUCCGGGGGUGAGCAGCGCCCCGUUCAGCAGCUACACACGGCACGACAACUACCACAAAGUCCCAGCAAUAUAUGUAGUGAGCAGUGAGGAGGAGCUGACCAACCUACAAGUAGACAACGCUUUAGCUCUCCGGAAGGAUCAGAGGUCACUCUACUUUAGAGACAAAGAUGGAUGGAAGCCAAUACAGCCCUUCCAUCCCUUCCAGUCCACAGAGAAAGUCCCCGAGCAGCUGGGCGUGUGUGGGGACGGGAGGGUCCAGGCCACCCAGGGAGAGGAGUGUGACGACGGCAACAAGAUCGUCACCGACGCCUGUCUCAACUGCAAGUGGGCCUACUGCGGGGACGGCUAUCGGCACGAGGGCAUGGAAGAAUGUGACGGGAAGGACUUUGGUUACCAGACGUGCAAGUCCUACCUUCCUGGGUCCUUUGGACAGCUGAGAUGCACCGAGGCCUGUGUGAUGGACUCCACCGGCUGUAAGUACUUCACCUGAGAGAGGAGCCCAGCUGGUGCCUCCACACGGCAGCUACCCUGAGUCGGCUGCAUGUCCAGACCUCCCCUCAUGCUUUUGGGCUUCAGACCUCUUCCUCUUACCACUGAAGGCACAGCCCGGAAGA
This is a messenger RNA of Gadus chalcogrammus (walleye pollock), 1692 nucleotides long. Its product is annotated as acetylcholinesterase collagenic tail peptide-like. The record is from RefSeq and is a predicted model, not a curated record. The coding region runs from base 189 to 1568 and encodes 459 amino acids. Gene Ontology annotation, molecular function: heparin binding. The transcript has 18 exons. Lineage: Eukaryota; Metazoa; Chordata; Actinopteri; Gadiformes; Gadidae.